AUGCAGCGCCGGUUAGACUUAGGUCUUCCGUCGCAAUCGUUCCUCAAGGUAAGGACAGAGAUACUGGAUGAACGGUGGAAAGCAUUGCCUCCGGAAGAACACCCUAAAUACAGCGAGAAGGCGAAACAAAUCGACGAAGAGAAGGCGAAGCGACAAAGUCCUGCGUCGGCUGAUGAUUAUGCAAUGCUGGCAAAGAAAAUGAGUGCGGUCGUAAAUACUUCUAUCAAGGAGUGGCAGAAACACCUUCCUGGUUGGAGUGUCCACCUGAAGAUGGGCGGCACGUUCGGGGUCAAUGGAGGAUUAAAGUCCUGGGAAUUUGACGUACCGUGUUUCGGAGGAAUAAAAUAUCGCCAGUUCACAGAUGGAGAUGGCACAGGUCGAUGGAAGAAGUUCGAUGACCACUUCAUGUCAUACCUCAAGCACCAACACCGAAUUUCUGAGGGUUGGACGAGCGACGAUGCGGGAAAUACGAUGCUUCCCCCAUACCAGAAGACGUGGACCUACGACGAUUUCCUUCAGCGACUGCUUCUCUACUUCGAGCGGCACUGGGAGCACCAGACCAACACGACGACCAUCCCCUGGGACAGUAUCGUCGAGGAUCCUUCUGCUUUCCUUGCGAUAGACCUCCCAGCUGAUUUCAUUUUCAAACGCCCGAGCGAUUAUUCCUUCCCCGAACUGAUCGAACUAUACUCUCAUCUUUCGGUCGCUGAACAAGAGUUACUCGAGGCCCCGGUAAUAUUUUCAAAUGAAGCAUCCCACCCUCAUCCCCCACCUCUCGCACAAACACUAUACGCUACCAUGAAUACCGACCAGGACAAUGGAAUGUCCAAGUUGCAUACUUACCAGUUAGUUCUCCUUGAUCUCGCAGUAUCUGCGCACACCGAGACCAACGUCUCUCCACCUGCUCAGUCCGGCACGGUGAUCAAGUACUCUGAGUCGUCCCAGCGUAAUAUUGUCCCCCCGGAUCCUACCGUAUCUUCCUCUGCAGCCACAUCCUCCUGCCCUGAGCCUGUCUCCCCUGCCCGACCCACCCCUGCGGCUAUCAGCCACUCCAUAUACCACCCCAGCCCCUGCUCUCCCUCCCCGACUCAUGAAGUCAAGUGCGAACGCUCUGAUGCUGACUCUUUCAUCUUUGAGCUCGCACCACCAUCCCCGCCUCCACCAAUAUCCAAUCACUCCCCGCUUGCAGAGGUCCCCCUCCGAGCCACCGGUGCGUGCUCCGCCAUGCGCAAGAUGAUGAGCGUCUUCCGCCUCGAUCCCUUCGCCGUGCACAAUGGCCAUGGGGCUGCCGUCGCUGCCUUGCCCCUCAUGGAGGUCCACCUCGAGUACUCCCUGGUCCCCCAGAGCCCGGAGCCCGAGGACAACCACCAGUACGCCAGCCAUCACAUUUAUAGGUAUUAUCAGUACCCUCCAGGGCACCUCUCGUCAUCUCCCGCGCCAAGCAUCUAUGCGGGCACAUACGACGCGCUCGGCGAUGAGAGCCAGUGGCUGUUCAGAGACUGGGACCUCGAGUAUCGCUCCGGUCCCGUGGAUGAGCCCUCCUCAUCUUUCGCAUCCAUCAUGACCCCGGUGCAGAGCCUCUACUGGGGUAUGCAGCACGGCAUGGAAGCUAACAUCCCGUUUCCAACUACGAGUUUCCUGGGGGUCGCAGCCGAACAUUCCUAG
Messenger RNA from Sparassis crispa, 1665 nucleotides. RefSeq lists its product as hypothetical. Lineage: Eukaryota; Fungi; Basidiomycota; Agaricomycetes; Polyporales; Sparassidaceae. The record is from RefSeq and is a predicted model, not a curated record. The transcript is spliced from 9 exons. Bases 1 to 1665 code for a protein of 554 amino acids.